AUGGCUUCUGAAUUCAUCGGCUACAAUGUCCUGGUAACCCUCCGAGCACCACCCGACGCUACUGUCCAAGGUGUGGUCGCAGAUGUCAUCGGCCAACGCUUGAUGCUUCGGAAUGCUACAUUGUCGUGGAUCGGUUAUCCACUCCCAACAUACUCAGUCGAAGCCCCAGACAUCGCGGACCUUUCCUUGGGACCGUCGGAUAGGCCGAACGCGCAAGCUCCGCAUGUUCUUCCGCAAGAGAAGCGGAGCGCCGGGCCUCCAUAUCCAGCCCAGCAGCCUUUCGUGGACCCUGCGAUCCUUAGCUUCUCGAAACCAUCCAACGAGGUCCGCGCGAGCGUACAACAUCAACCGAGCUUCACGGAAAGUGCAAGCGCUCGGCAGAUUCCCUCGUCGCACAGUACAUCUCAUCUGACACCCCACGCAGCGCCAGCUGCGCUGACCGAGCCGUUCAGUAACCUAGAGUUGAAUGUGGACGACAGGUCAACCCCUCAAGUGGAGGAGCUGCAAGGCCCGCGGUCACACCAGGUUGAGGAAUCUCCUAUCCCAGCUACCCGCUAUGGUACUACUCGUGGCCGCCGUGGGGGAAAACAGAAGGGUCCGAGUGUCUACAACGAGCAUAACGGAGCCCUCAAUACAAACCCCAAGAGCAAAGGAUGGCGCCAGACCGCGUUUGUCGAACCCUCUACACCUGGCCUACUGGACUCUCCGCAGGCAUAUAAAGAGACGGGCACACUCAAUGGCAAACGACGAAAGAAGAAGAGCAGAGGCUAUCCCGAACAAAUCAGUGGCUGGGCCACUGAAGAAGCAGCGGAUAUUCAGGAAAUGCCUGAAUUUGAUUUCGCAAGCAACCUCUCAAAAUUUGACAAGAGACGCGUAUUUGAAGAGAUCAGAAAUGACGACACUACCGCGGACGAAGAACGGUUGGUCAGCUUCAAUAGGAGGGUACCGAAGCCUGGGACGAAUGGUGGCCGGAACUUGCACUGGUCAGAAAACGUUCUCGAUGAUAGCCCCGAAGAGAGCGACAAUGCUGCCACCGACCAUGAACCCAGCGACGCCAAGCUCAGCAGCGGAACCUUUUCUGGACGCGACGCAUCAAAGCUCUCAGCCCGCGGCCGAGCGUCUCGCAAGGGGAGUGCAAUAUUUGGACAGCCCUUGGUUCCGGCACAACUCAAUACUGUUGGGCGUAACCAAUUGAGCAACUCCCGCACAAAAUCUAGUAGCCCGCUUGCUAAAACGCACGUUUCAGCAUCUCCUAUUACUGGACCUAGCACAUCGAGCGCCACAUUACGGCUUGCGACUACCAAUAGAAGCUGUCCAGCUGUCAGCCCUCUGCAGAUUCUCGAAGUUGAGCAGCUGGCAAUUGGUGAAGUUGGCUUGACUGAGGAUAUGAUUACGGAAAAUGCUGGGCGGAGCAUUGCCGAAGCCGCAGUUGGCCUUCUUGCUAGCGAUGCGGCUGCACCUACUAUUUUGGCACUCGUUGGCAAUCAUCGCACUGGAGCGAGGGUCAUCUCUUCUGCUCGCCAUCUGCGGAACCGAGGUCAUCGCGUGACAGUGUGCAUGCUCGGAGUGGAGCAGGAGGUUGAGCUGCUGGAGAGUUGUCGUAAGCAGGUUGACAUCUUCAAGAAGAUCGGAGGCCGUUUCCUUAGGUGGGAGGAGCUUUCUCCGAGACUUUCGACUUCUGAAUUCGCGCCCGACCUAGUCCUGGACGCGCUUCUCGGAAUACACCUUCCUUUCAACGAUCUACGAACCGAUGACCAAGCAACCGCAUUCGAAAUGAUAUCCUGGGUCAACCGAAGCGGUCUCGAUACCCUGUCUGUCGAUGUCCCGUCCGGUCUAUCCGCUACGACUGGAGAAGUAACCAUCGUCGAGAGCGGGCAAUUGCGCGUUAACUCCAAAUCAAUCGUUAGUCUUGGCGCGCCCAAGACCGGGCUUGUCAACGCCCUCCUCGCUGGCGAGGGCGCCUCCUGGAACCUCACUGUCGCAGACAUCGGAAUUCCCCAAAUAGCAUGGCGCAAGUUCGGCACUCGCCGACGGCAUGGAAUAGACUUCGGCAACCGCUGGGUGGUGUCGCUACGCUACCAGCCUUCCGUUGUCUAA
Molecule: messenger RNA, 2097 nt
Organism: Aspergillus mulundensis
Lineage: Eukaryota; Fungi; Ascomycota; Eurotiomycetes; Eurotiales; Aspergillaceae
Product: mRNA decapping enhancer EDC3
Exons: 3
Coding region: 1-2097 (698 amino acids)
Biological process (GO): P-body assembly; deadenylation-independent decapping of nuclear-transcribed mRNA
Cellular component (GO): P-body
Molecular function (GO): mRNA binding
Source: RefSeq, a predicted model, not a curated record